Molecule: messenger RNA, 1415 nt
Organism: Eimeria acervulina
Lineage: Eukaryota; Apicomplexa; Conoidasida; Eucoccidiorida; Eimeriidae
Exons: 2
Source: RefSeq, a predicted model, not a curated record
AUGGGCACCGCUCACCGCUUCACGAUCCUCAAGGAGAGAUUAUUUUUGCUCUCUUUGAUAGGGUGUAUAGCUAUCUUUGCGGUAACAGCAGCAACAGCGGCGACGGCGGCAACGGCAGCAGUGGUAGCUAGAACGCAAGAAAGGACCAAUGCUUCUUCAAUACAGAGAAAUGCACUAUCAAUUGGCAUGCCUCAGGACGAAAAAUUGCUUCUCCAUCCAUACACUCCGUUGAAUCUGGUUGUAAGGCAACCUCUGGAAGAUUUCGAGCCCACGGCACUGAGAAGGCGGAAGAGACAGGGGAUAAGCUCUCGGUUUUUUGCCUUUACCGCUGGUCUGGUGGCGGUUGUAUGUUCAGCAGUAACCUUUGUUGUGUUGCAAUGCGCACGCAAAGUUCUAUUCCCGAGAUUGUUUGGCUCUCUGGGUAGAAGGGCUCUCUCAAAUUCCUUUGGGGAGGAGCAGCGGGUGGAGGUCUGCAUUCAGGAGGAGGACGGAAGCAUUGAGGGGGGGGCAGAGGGAGCGGGUGCAAGAGUGGAGGGAAGGCCUUCAGAGGAAGCGGGAGAAGCAAGGGCUCUGGAGGCGUUAGAAGGGCUGAGAUGCACUGUGACGCUUGGAGUGAAAGCGGUGCCAUACCUUCCUACUGAUAACAAGGCAUAUCUGCUUGUCUUGUUGUUCACGGUCUGCGCACAGGAGUUGGUUGUGUAUGGGGUGUACUCAACUCCCGUAGUAGAGUUGGAGCGGCAGAAGACAAUCGAUUUGGUUUUGCAGGUGGGGUGGAAGGCUUUGGCACAACUAGAUUCUCGUGCCCGUCUCUCUGAUUGUCCAAGAAACGCGGGAAAGACGUUAGAACUUGUGGAACAGUUUAGAACCCCCCGACCGAAGUGGAAUCCACAGUCUCUGGCUGUGGAGGCAAGCAUCUCUCUGUAUAGAAUAAUGCAGUGUAAGGAUACUCUAGAACAUCUGCAGCGGUGGGUAGAAAUAUCUACACCUAUUCCCGCAGAGGUAUACAAACACGCAAUUAAAAUCAUUGGAAACGGUUACAAAGCAAACUACUUUGUCUACCCUCUGGCAUACACAAAGGAGAUGACAAGACUUCAGUCACGUUACUCCUAUCUCUUAGACGAGCUUGCCAAAUGCACCGAAGCCGCUCUGCCCAGCCAGAGGCUUGACGAACACCUAAAAGAGCAGCACCAGCAGCAGCAGCAACAGCAGCAGCAGCAACAGCAGCAGCAGCAACAGCAGGGCGUGCAACACCUCCAACAUGAAAAGCAUCUUCCGAGCGACCAGCUUUCCGAGGACAUCGCUGUACCUAGCUCGGCCCUCCAACAUCGUGAGCAACACGCUACUCUGAGGGGUGGUGCGGUGGUACUGCCUCCGCAACCUUCCUGGCCUUAUCCUGCCCCUUCCCAUGGAACCUG